Messenger RNA from Clarias gariepinus (North African catfish), 2105 nucleotides. RefSeq names its product transmembrane protein with metallophosphoesterase domain (gene tmppe). The transcript is spliced from 5 exons. Lineage: Eukaryota; Metazoa; Chordata; Actinopteri; Siluriformes; Clariidae. Gene Ontology annotation, molecular function: hydrolase activity. The record is from RefSeq and is a predicted model, not a curated record. The coding region runs from base 349 to 1668 and encodes 439 amino acids.
AGGAGACAAGAAGAAAAAAAAAAGUAGCAGGAGAACGGGUAGCAUUUUAUGGCAGUAAAAUUAUCUGCUGUCUGUGACCAAAUUUUUAUAUUUUAGUGGCAAAUAUUCUGUAUUUCUAUAUAACUUUUUGUCAUGAUUUGUGAUGAGGGCCAGCUUAAUGACAGCGUUGUGGUUGUUUCCGGAAGGGCAGCGAGAAUCUAAAAUUCUUUUUUAGCGGAUAUUAUAAAGGUAUUUAAUUGUGCAGUAAUUAUCGCUGUAUCAAAGUGGGUAUAAAUGAUUGAUGAAGUCGCUCGCGCAGGAGUUUAAUAAAAACGCGCCAGGGUUCGGUAACCUGUCUCACCGCCGAAGAUGUUCGGCUUUUCUCGGCUUUCGGCCGAAGGGAAAGUGGGCGUGACCACGGGGGUCGUGUUUUUCUCCAUUCUCAUAUCCAGAACCGUGCUGUCGGAUCGCGUGGACAUUGGCGCGCGCGCGCGGCUGUUCCGCGCGCAGUUCAUCCUACUGAUUAACUCCGUGCUGCUGCUCGGCUCGCUCUACAUCUGGAAGCGCGUGGUGACGCGGCUGUGUGGCGCGAGGCUCGCAGCCGCUGCCUCAUCACGCGCCUGGGCGCACAGAUGUUGGCGCGCGGCUGUGCUGCUGUUUCUCGCGCUGGCUCACUGCAGCUACCUGAGCAUGUUCUACCUGGUGGGCACGGAGCCGCACUGGCUCGCUCUGCUGAGCUUCACCUGCCUGGGCGCUUAUGUCAUUCUCAUUUUCUUCCUCAUGGUAUUCGGCUGCGCGAGCCGAGUGCUCCAGAUGUUUACCAAGGGUUCUGUGGUGGCGGUGAGCAGCUCAGCCAGGCAGACGGUGCUUGCUUUAAUGAUGACCGCGCUGUUGGUUGUGUAUGGGCUGUUAAAUGCCACGCAGCCUCCGCAGGUGGUGGAGGUGGAGGUUCCUCUGGAGAAGCUUCCGGCUUCAAUGGACGGCCUCAAGCUGGUGCUGCUCUCAGAUAUCCACUUAGGACCAACAGUUGGGCGCUCACAGCUACAGCGUGUUGUCACCAUGGUCAAUCAACUAGAGCCAGAUGUGGUGGCAAUUGUAGGUGAUUUGACCGACUCUCAGGUAACCCGUUUGAGGACCGCUGCAGAACCGCUGGGUCUCCUCAGACCUCGACUCGGCUCUUACUUCGCAACAGGGAACCAUGACUAUUACACUGCUGAUGUGGAUAACUGGUUCGAGUUCCUGCGCCUGAAAGGGAUAGAACCUCUUCAUAACAGCCAUGCUCGAGUGUUCAGACCCGGUCAAACGCAGGACUGGAUCUGUCUUGCUGGCAUCGACGACCUGGAGGCUACCAUGCUGCGAUAUCCUGGUCAUGGGAUGGAUGUUGAGAAAGCUCUGAGUGGUUGUAGUGAAGAACAUCCAAUUGUUCUCCUGGCUCAUCAACCUCACGCUGCUAAACAAGCUCUCCAGCAAAGACCAGACAUCAACUUGGUGCUGUCAGGUCACACUCAUGCUGGUCAGAUCUUCCCUCUGACUAUCCUGGCGUUCCUGCUGAAUCCGUACUUCUGUGGACUUUACCGUGUCUCGGAGCACACCGCAAUUUACGUUACUCCAGGGACGAUUUAUUACGGCAUUCCAAUGAGAAUCGGCAGCCGUGCAGAGAUCACACAGAUCACACUGAAAUCUGCCUGACUGUACACGCACUGAUAAACACAGACAUUUGAUUGUAUGCUAGAAAAUGCCUCUUAAACAACAGCACUUUUUUGGGGGGGUAAUUGUUAUAAUGUUUAAAUGCAUCUUAACACGCAAUAUAAUGACUGUUGUAACAGCUUUGUGCCUACUUUAAUCACCACAUCACAUUCCUUCUUUCAUCCUCAGUAAUACUGUAUGUAACACAUACACAGUAGCAGGCAAUAAUGCUACAGGUGCUGACUUUGUCUGCAGACAAACAUGUUAGUGCCAAAAUUUUAAAAACAAAGCUCUCAGUUCUUAGUUUCCAUCUAACACACAAACGUUAAGAAAAACUAAUUUUAUUUUAUAAGUGUGGUUUCAUUGCAUGUUGUGUAAGUCCCGUCAAUAAAAGUUUGUACGGGCAUUAUGAAGGAAAAUAAAGCUUGGAAGAAAUUAAA